GCCCCAACACUCUUGAGCGCCGGGUGUGUGGCGCUGCCCACCAGAAUCGUUGCAGGGCAACCCUUCGCGCUCUGUGCAAACGACUCCUGCACUGUCAACCAGCCCUAGCUAAAAAGUUGCUUUAAGGCAUGGCGCUCGUCGCGGCGCCCACGGCGUCCCCGGCGCCCGCGGCCACCUCCACGCCGGCCCCCUGCCCGCCGCUGGCAGUCAAGCCCCUGCAGCUCGGGCCCCACCUGAGCCUCUGGCCGCCGCUGCUUAGCGCUCCCAUGGCCGGCAUAUCCUCCGCGCCCUACCGCCGCCUGGCCACUUCGCACGGCGCCGCCAUGGCGACAAGCGAGAUGGUUAUCGCAAGCACACUGCUGGUGAAGAACCGGCGCACUCGCAAGCUGGCGUCGUUCGCUGACGAUGAGCGGGUGCGGUCGGUGCAGCUGUACGGCGUCAAGCCCGAACAGCUGGAGCAGGCCGUGCGGCUGCUGGUGUGUGAGCACGGGGUGCAGCACGUGGACCUCAACUUCGGCUGCCCCGUGCGGAAGAUCACGGCGCGUGGCGGCGGCUCAGCGCUGCCGCUGCGGCCGCGCCUGUUUGCAAAGCUGGUGGCGGCGGCGGUGGCGGGCGCCGGCGGGGAGGCGCCGGUGACCGUCAAGUUCCGAGUGGGACUCACUCCCGAGCUGCCCACCCACUUGCAGGCUGGUCGUAUCGCCGAGGCGGAGGGCGCCGCCGCACUGGUGCUGCACGCCCGCACCGCCGACCAGCUGUAUGCCUCACCCGUGGACUGGGCGGCGGUGCGGGCGCUGGUGGAGGCCGUACGGAUACCGGUGGUGGGCAACGGCGACGUGUUUGAGGGCGCCGACGCGCUGCGACUGCUGCGGGAGACCGGCUGCGCAGGCGUCAUGGUGGGGCGCGCGGCGGUGGGUCGGCCCUGGGUGUUUGAUGAGGUGGCGGCGGCGCUCACCGGCGCGCCGCCGCCGCCGCCGCCGCGGCUGGGUGAGGUGGUGGCGGCGGCGCUGCGCCACGCCGAGAUGGAGGUGGACUGGUACCGCGGCUACCACGACAGCGAGCGGGACACGCUCCUGCGCUUCCGCAAGUUCAUCAAGCUCUACCUGCUCGGCUUCAACUCCACGGGGUCGCUGCAGUCGUGCCUGUUCGCCGCAGAAACCCUAGAGCAAUGGCGGGCGGCGGUGUACGGCGGAUCCGGGCAGCUGUACGACGCCGCGGAGCCCUUCCCUGCCGCCGCCGUGCGCUUCCCGCGGCUCAAGGGCGGCGGGCCGUUGGUGCGGAAGCCCAUGGGGCUGCCGGACGGUUGGUUGGAGGAGGCGCGUGGCGGCGGCGGCCGGGCCGAGGCCCAGCUGACUGACGACGCCUGCGAGGGAUGAGGCGGCUGCGGUGGUGGGCCUGUGUGUGCUCCACUCAGGAACAUCAACACGUCUUGACAGGGCGGCAUUUCGGGCAUAGACCACGGGGUGUGGAUGUGGGCAUGGCGCACUGCUGCACAGCGGCGGCACCACUCGUUCCGGCCACGCCUCGUCCCACUCGCGGGCUGCCAAGUCGCCCAGUCGCCCAGUCGCCCAGUCGCGGGCUGCUGUCCAGUCGCCCAGUCGCCCAGCUGACGGGCCGGCCAGUGCACCGGCACCCCCAGGCCGUAGGCUGCUGGGACCAGUCGGUGGCGGCGGCCUGCCGCAAGCGGCUUGACACUGCAGUAGUCACGCGGGCAAUGUGGCGGGGCGCCCUCCCUCCCUGGCCGCGGUACAGGCCCCGCCGACGCUGUGGAACCUUGCGCCCGACUGAUCACAGCCACAGAGCCACCAGGGUCGGAGGGGCCAAGGGGCUUGCUACGUGCGUAGCACCCUUGCCGUGGCGGCCGCGCCGGCAGCACAUGCAACGCCAUGCGUCCGCUCCCGUUUUCGC
This is a messenger RNA of Chlamydomonas reinhardtii, 1905 nucleotides long. RefSeq lists its product as uncharacterized. Gene Ontology annotation, molecular function: RNA binding; tRNA dihydrouridine synthase activity; flavin adenine dinucleotide binding. Lineage: Eukaryota; Viridiplantae; Chlorophyta; Chlorophyceae; Chlamydomonadales; Chlamydomonadaceae. The coding region runs from base 129 to 1373 and encodes 414 amino acids. The transcript has 6 exons. Gene Ontology annotation, biological process: tRNA processing. The record is from RefSeq and is a predicted model, not a curated record.